CUUGUAUUAUCGUGGACACAUGUCAUUGAUAAAGUUUUUAUAAGUAAUGACUCUGAAAAAGAUUGGUUGACACAGGACAGACACAAUAUUUCUGCUGAUUUUCGAAAUUUUCAAUUGGACUCAAUUGAACGAUUGAGAAAUAAACCAACUUUUUCAUAUGUGAAUGAAAUUAAUCAGAUUCUAUGUUUAUCAUCAAUAAUAUAUUGUAAUGAGACGAAAUCAAAAUUUAUAACAUGUUCAGAGAAGGUAUGGAAUGAUGUUUGUCCGAUAUCAUUAACUCCGAAGACAUUACCAUCUAUUGUAAAUCAAAUGAUAAUUGAAUACAGUCUUAUUUUGGAUGACAAGCAAUUAUUGGAUGAAAAAUGGCACGGAAAUUGGUCAAAAUGGAAUGAAUUAUCAACAAAGGAGGAUAAAGACAUGUUUGAUUGUGCACAGAUAGUUGCAAGAAAUUUUGAUAAAGAUCUGGAUGAAGACACUUUCAUUCAUCGAUAUUAUCACAAUAUCCUUGAAGAAAUAUUUAAUAAAGAUGAUUUUGCAUUGGUUUGGGCAAACGGUGAAUCUGAAAGCUCAAAGGUUAGAAGAAAAAAGGAUAAACGAAACCGUGGUAGAAAAUCCGAUUUCUGGAUUUUAUCAAAAAUAAGGGGUACAAACAAGGAAAUUUUAUUCGGUGAGGUUAAACCUCCAUGUGUAAAAUCUUCCAUGAAUGAAAGCAUAGUGAAGAUUGCAGAGUUUAUGAAGGGCUCAUUAGAUUAUUUAAUAGAUUGUUAUGGUUACAUAGAUGGUCUUGAAACUUAUGGAAUGUUAAUUUAUGGAAAUACAAUUAGAAUAUUUACAAUGGACUUGGUCUAUGACGGUUUAUACCGUUUUAAUUUGACAUCGAAAAUAUUAUUACCAACGGAAAAUGCAAACUUUUUAACCAUAAUUACCGUAGUAUCAACCCUUUAUUCAUUAUUGGAAAGAAUAAAAUCUACUGUUGUUGUUAUUAAUUCAAAUUCACCUCAACAUUUACUUGAAGAAGCAACAAAUUCAAGUAAUAUUAUUGAUAAUGACGACGAUGAUAGUGAAAAUGGUGAAUUUAAUUCUGGUAAAAGAUUGCUCAAUUCUGGUGAAUUUGGAUGUGCAAAAAUAGGUCCUUCGCACGAAAAGACAUUGAAUGGAAUUAAACUAUUUUCAAAAAAUAUUUGUAGUCAAUUAUUGUUACGUGAAUUGGUUCCAAGAGAAAUUUCUAACCUACCAUUUAGAAAAAAAUUCAUUCCAAACACUAAUGGAAAAGUGAUUAUUCGAUAUGCUGAACCUGCAUAUUCUGGACAAUAUUCUCAAGAUGGCUCAUUAUUCUACUCUUGUAGUAAAGAUUUUCGUGUUCGCAUAUAUGAUACAAAUGAUCCACAGGAUCCUAAAGAAAUUAAAGUUAUCAGCGGGGAGGAAUUUGGAAGAUGGACGAUAACGGAUGCUAAUCUAAGUAAUGAUAAUAAAUGGAUAGCAUACAGUAGUAUAACACCAUCUGUAUGUCUAGCAAAGACUGAUGUUGAAGAAGAUUAUCAAACAAUUUUAGAUUUUGACAAUGGUGAAUUAUAUGCGGCAAGUAAUGAUAUAGUAAAAUUGGUGAAUGAUAACAUCUAUGAUAUUGAAAGAAAAGAAGUAAUUCUUGAAAUUGAUGGCCAUAGGGAUCAUGUUAAUGCAGUGUGCUUUGCUGAUGAUUCAUCGCAUGUUCUUUUCAGUGGCAGCGAUGACUCUUUAAUUAAAGUUUGGGAUCGACGGUCAAUGCAUAAUGAAAAAGAAUGUGGUGUAUUAGUUGGUCAUACUGAGGGUUUGACAUAUGUAUCAUCGAAGGGUGAUGGUAGAUAUUGUUUAUCAAACGGCAAAGAUCAAAAAAUGAAAUUAUGGGACAUAAGAAAAAUGAUGUCGGGUGACCAAUAUAAAAGACUACCUCCAGUAAAUCUUCGACGUAGAAAAUGGGAUUAUAGGCAUAUGAGAUAUCCGGGAGAUAUAUAUUUUGAACAUCCACAAAAUGUAUCUGUUAUGACUUAUCGAGGCCAUAGUGUACUAAGGACAUUGAUUCGUUGUCAUUUCUCACCUGCUAGCACUGGUCACAGGUAA
Entrophospora candida is the source of this 2097-nucleotide messenger RNA. The record is from the annotation of a GenBank genome assembly. NCBI's taxonomy places the organism in Eukaryota, Fungi, Glomeromycota, Glomeromycetes, Entrophosporales, Entrophosporaceae.